AUGAUACAAUACACAUUCGCAGUAGCUCACGGCGAAGCGUACGACUCCAACAGAGGACAGAGACAGUCCGUGCAAGGCCUGCGUUACGGAGCGGAAACCAAGAUGACCCAAAAAUACGGCAUAACGUGGUCCGCUGGUGGAAGGUCUAGACCACAAGAACCCCCUGAAACAAAAGCCUUUACACGCUUGUUGGUUGGACAGUACAACCUUGCUCUUUCCGGGGUUGCCUUUCUCACUUUUUCAACUGAUCGUGUAGACCCUGCAGCAGCCCGUCCCGCCCGUCAUUGGGGAUACCUGGGCAUCUGCAUCUUCCUCAACGUCUACGCUAGGGGGGUGCUAGUGGUUAUCGAGAUCUCUGGGGGCAUCAUCCACUUCGCUUUCUUCGUUGCCACGGUCGUGACUCUCGCAAUCAUGGGCUUUGACGGAGUGCUUCAUCCAAGCCAAGAGAUGAAGAACGCCCCAAAGAAAGUGCCGAUAAGCAUGGUGCUCGGCGUCGUCAUUAACACCGUUAUCGCGUUUGGCUUCGUCCUGACCCUCCUAUUCUUUAUCGGCGACGUUGAGAGAGUUGGUACGACGACCACCGGAUACCCAGUCAUAGAGCUGUACUAUCAGGCUACCGGCUCAAAAGCGGGCGCCACGGUGCUGACUUGCUUCGUUAUCAUCCCGGCUGAAGCGUGUCAAUUCAACCUGUUCGCAUCUGUUAUCCGCUUGGUCUGGGCAUUCGCAAGCGACAGUGGGCUGCCGUUCUCAAACCUCUUUAGCUAUGUGCAUCCAACUCUUCGCAUUCCUACGCGAGCUCUCUGCUUGGUCGGCGUCAUCUGCGUGCUAAUCAGCCUCAUCACGGCCGGCAGCACUGCUGCCUUCUUCGCCAUCAUCUCGCUCAACGCGCUAGCCCUCUACAUCUCGUACCUUAUCCCCAUUCUCCUAGUCUUGCUCCGCAAACUGCAAGGGCAGCAUACACCCUACGGCCCUUUCAAGUUCGGCCGUUUCGGCAUCCCCAUCAACAUCUAUGCGGUCUGCUGGUGCGUAUUUGUCUGCACCUGGCUGCUGUUCCCCGUUAUGGUGCCUGUCACGGUCGAUACGCUUAACUGCUCUGGUCCGAUCAUGGGUGCGAUUAUAGUAUUCGUGCUGGCGGCUUGGUUCAUUUCUGGGCACAAGCGAUUUCGGGUUCCGACCAAUCCGAAUGAUGAUUGA
This is a messenger RNA of Coniosporium apollinis CBS 100218, 1194 nucleotides long. RefSeq lists its product as uncharacterized. Gene Ontology annotation, cellular component: membrane. Gene Ontology annotation, molecular function: transmembrane transporter activity. The transcript has 4 exons. NCBI's taxonomy places the organism in Eukaryota, Fungi, Ascomycota, Dothideomycetes. Bases 1 to 1194 code for a protein of 397 amino acids. Gene Ontology annotation, biological process: transmembrane transport. The record is from RefSeq and is a predicted model, not a curated record.